This is a messenger RNA of Caenorhabditis angaria, 668 nucleotides long. The record is from the annotation of a GenBank genome assembly. NCBI's taxonomy places the organism in Eukaryota, Metazoa, Nematoda, Chromadorea, Rhabditida, Rhabditidae.
AUGAAGAAUCAAGUGGAAAUGUGCAUACCAACACAGCAAAUUGAAUGUGAGUUGUUUUUUUUAUUUGUGGUGAAUGAUUUUUUUUUUAUUCAGAUUCGCCGAGCACUUCAAUAUUAACGACAACGACAACUUCUACAUCUAGUACCACGACCACUUCCACCACGACAACCACACCACCUCCACCGUGCCCCGAUUCAACUUGGACACUUUUUGAUCGUGGAAAUUAUUCUUGGUGCAUGAAAGUUUAUUUUGGAACAGUAUAUGUAGAUAGUGCUGAUGCAUCUUGUGCGUCUCUAGAUUCCUCAGCUGUCCUGUCAGGAUUCCAAAACGUCUCUGAAAUUUCCAAAAUGAUGAAUGUGGCACUUUCAGAAUAUCCAACAAUAAUAUGGCUUAUGGUUGGUGCAAAAAGGAGGGAAGCUUGUGAAGCAGUUGUAGGUGUAACAUCAACCUGCACGGCUCAAAAUUCAUUUUAUUGGACUGAUGGCUAUACGUAUGGAUCGGAAGGUUUCAAUUGGUGGAAUGGAAUACCAACAAACCCCGAAAUCGCGUAUGGAAGAUAUUAUAUGUAUUGUGUUGUUAACGCUAAUAAUGACUUUUUGUCAACUACUGAAGAUGACAAAACUGGGUUUUAUUUAGGAGCCGUUUGCGGAAUGCUGGCUAAAGUGUAG